GCGGCGGGCGGCGCGGGGCGGUCCGGCGGGUUCAAAGAGGAAAACAUGGCGGAAAACAAAGGCGGCGGCGAGGCUGAGAGCGGCGGCGGGGGCAGCGGCAGCGCGCCGGUAACUGCCGCGGCCGCCGGGCCCGCGGCGCAGGAGGCGGAGCCGCCUCUCACCGCGGUGCUGGUGGAGGAGGAGGAGGAGGAAGGCGGCAGGGCCGGCGCUGAGGGCGGCGCGGCCGGGCCCGACGACGGGGGGGUGGCCGCGGCCUCCUCGGGCUCGGCCCAGGCUGCUUCAUCCCCUGCGGCCUCAGUGGGCCCUGGAGUUCCCGGGGGCGCAGUAUCGACGCCGGCUCCAGCUCCAGCCUCGGCUCCCGCUCCGGGUCCCUCGGCAGGGCCGCCUCCUGGACCGCCAGCCUCGCUCCUGGACACCUGCGCCGUGUGUCAGCAGAGCUUGCAGAGCCGGCGUGAGGCGGAGCCCAAGCUGCUGCCCUGUCUUCACUCCUUCUGCCUGCGCUGCCUGCCCGAGCCGGAGCGCCAGCUCAGCGUGCCCAUCCCGGGGGGCAGCAACGGCGACAUCCAGCAAGUUGGUGUAAUACGGUGCCCAGUAUGCCGCCAAGAAUGCAGACAGAUAGACCUUGUGGAUAAUUAUUUUGUGAAAGACACAUCUGAAGCUCCUAGCAGUUCUGAUGAAAAAUCAGAACAGGUAUGUACUAGUUGUGAAGACAAUGCAAGUGCAGUUGGCUUUUGUGUAGAAUGUGGAGAAUGGCUAUGUAAGACAUGUAUCGAAGCACAUCAAAGAGUAAAAUUUACUAAAGAUCACUUGAUCAGGAAGAAAGAAGAUGUCUCAGAGUCGGUCGGAGCAUCUGGUCAACGCCCUGUUUUCUGCCCUGUACACAAACAAGAACAGUUGAAACUUUUCUGUGAAACAUGUGAUAGAUUGACAUGUAGAGACUGUCAGCUAUUGGAACACAAAGAACAUAGGUAUCAAUUUUUGGAAGAAGCUUUUCAAAAUCAGAAGGGUGCAAUUGAGAAUCUACUGGCGAAACUUCUUGAGAAGAAGAAUUAUGUUCAUUUUGCAGCUACUCAGGUGCAGAAUAGGAUAAAAGAAGUAAAUGAGACUAACAAACGAGUAGAACAGGAAAUUAAAGUGGCCAUUUUCACCCUUAUCAAUGAAAUUAAUAAGAAAGGAAAAUCUCUCUUACAGCAGCUAGAGAAUGUUACAAAGGAAAGACAGAUGAAGUUACUACAGCAGCAGAAUGACAUCACAGGCCUUUCCCGGCAGGUGAAGCAUGUUAUGAACUUCACAAAUUGGGCGAUUGCAAGUGGCAGCAGCACAGCACUACUAUACAGCAAGCGACUGAUUACUUUCCAGUUGCGUCAUAUUUUGAAAGCACGGUGUGAUCCUGUCCCUGCUGCUAAUGGAGCAAUACGUUUCCAUUGUGAUCCCACCUUCUGGGCAAAGAAUGUAGUCAAUUUAGGUAAUCUAGUAAUAGAGAGUAAACCAGCUCCUGGUUAUACUCCUAAUGUUGUAGUUGGGCAAGUUCCUCCAGGGACAAACCACAUUAGUAAAACCCCUGGACAGAUUAACUUAGCACAGCUUCGACUCCAGCACAUGCAACAACAAGUAUAUGCACAGAAACAUCAGCAGUUGCAACAGAUGAGGAUGCAGCAACCACCAGCACCUGUACCAACUACAACAACAACAACACAACAGCAUCCUAGACAAGCAGCCCCUCAGAUGUUACAACAACAGCCUCCUCGAUUGAUCAGUGUGCAAACAAUGCAAAGAGGCAACAUGAACUGUGGAGCUUUUCAAGCCCAUCAGAUGAGACUGGCUCAGAAUGCUGCCAGAAUACCAGGGAUACCCAGGCACAGCGGCCCUCAAUAUUCCAUGAUGCAGCCACACCUCCAAAGACAACACUCAAACCCAGGGCAUGCUGGACCCUUUCCCGUAGUAUCGGUACACAACACCACAAUCAACCCAACGAGCCCUACUACAGCAACUAUGGCAAAUGCAAACCGAGGUCCCACCAGCCCAUCUGUUACAGCAAUAGAGCUAAUCCCCUCAGUUACCAAUCCAGAAAACCUUCCAUCGCUGCCAGAUAUUCCACCCAUACAGGCAAACGCUGUUCAGAUGAUGCACUCCUGGUGUGAGUUUGGAGCCAGAGAGAAGACCCAGGACCAAAAUGUGUUGGAAGAUGCUGGCUCAAGUAGUUUAGAUAAUCUACUAAGUAGAUACAUCUCAGGCAGUCACCUACCCCCACAGCCUACAAGCACCAUGAAUCCUUCUCCAGGUCCCUCUGCCCUUUCUCCGGGAUCAUCAGGUUUAUCCAAUUCUCACACACCUGUGAGACCCCCAAGUACUUCUAGUACUGGCAGUCGAGGCAGCUGUGGGUCAUCAGGAAGAACUGCUGAGAAGACAAGUCUUAGUUUCAAAUCUGAUCAGGUGAAGGUCAAGCAAGAACCUGGGACUGAAGAUGAAAUAUGUAGCUUUUCAGGAGGUGUAAAACAAGAAAAAACAGAGGAUGGCAGGAGGAGUGCUUGCAUGUUGAGCAGUCCUGAGAGUAGCUUGACACCACCUCUCUCAACCAACCUGCAUCUAGAAAGUGAGUUGGAUGCAUUGGCAAGCCUGGAAAACCAUGUGAAAACUGAACCUGCAGAUAUGAAUGAAAGCUGCAAACAGUCAGGGCUCAGCAGCCUUGUUAAUGGGAAGUCCCCAAUUCGAAGCCUCAUGCACAGGUCGGCAAGGAUUGGAGGAGAUGGCAGCAAUAAAGAUGAUGACCCAAAUGAAGACUGGUGUGCUGUCUGCCAAAAUGGAGGAGAUCUCUUGUGCUGCGAAAAAUGUCCAAAGGUCUUUCAUCUAACUUGUCAUGUUCCAACACUACUUAGCUUUCCAAGUGGGGACUGGAUAUGCACAUUUUGUAGAGAUAUUGGAAAGCCAGAAGUUGAAUAUGAUUGUGAUAAUUUGCAACAUAGUAAGAAGGGGAAAACUGCGCAGGGGUUAAGCCCCGUGGACCAAAGGAUUUUUACCAAUCUGGCCUGUAGUCUGAUUCCCAAAGACAGAAUCUCUUGCAUUGUCGUGCGGUCAUUAAAGUUUGGCUCUACUCUGGUGUAUAUACUGAAAUGUGAACGUCUUCUGCUUUACCUCUAUUGCCAUGAAUUAAGUAUUGAAUUCCAGGAGCCUGUUCCUGCUUCGAUACCAAACUACUAUAAAAUUAUAAAGAAACCAAUGGAUUUAUCCACCGUGAAAAAGAAGCUUCAGAAAAAACAUUCCCAACACUACCAAAUCCCAGAUGACUUUGUGGCUGAUGUCCGUUUGAUCUUCAAGAACUGUGAAAGGUUUAAUGAAAUGAUGAAAGUUGUUCAAGUUUAUGCAGACACACAAGAGAUUAAUUUGAAGGCUGAUUCAGAAGUAGCUCAGGCAGGGAAAGCAGUUGCAUUGUACUUUGAAGAUAAACUCACAGAGAUCUACUCAGACAGGACCUUCGCACCUUUGCCAGAGUUUGAGCAGGAAGAGGAUGAUGGUGAGGUAACUGAGGACUCUGAUGAAGACUUUAUACAGCCCCGCAGAAAACGCCUAAAGUCAGAUGAGAGACCAGUACAUAUAAAGUAAAAUGACAUGGAUUUAAAUCAAUUGUUUAAAAAAAAAAAAAAACGAAAAAAAAAACCCCGCAAAAAACCCAGAAAACUUUUAAGUGUUGCUGGAAUAUCCUGCCUACAGUGGGCACCUCCUUGAAGAAGCUGAUAGCUUUUACACAGUAUUAGAUUGAAAUAAUGGACAGAAACACAUUCUUGUCAAGAAAGGGGGAGAGAACUCUGUUUGCAACUUUAAAAGCAAAAAGCAAAAGUGAAAUGAUUUGAGGAUUUCUGUUCUAAUGAGGAUGAUUCUCUGAUUGUUAGAAAUGGCAAAUGUUGAUGAUUGUGUGCUAUUGAUUGGUGCAGGAUACUUGGUGUACGAGUAAAUACUUGAGACUCGUGUCACUUGAUAAAUUUUCUUUUUGGACUAGGUCGCACAGUUAUUAAAACAACUUUUAACCCUCCCCCUUCACACACAUACAUAUCAGGUUGUUUUCUAGUUAAAAACCCAAGUACAGAUUCUGCUUUAAUGUCAGUGCAGAUUUGCAUUGAAUCAUGCCAUUAUAUUUUUUCUCAUUUUUAUGCUGUUGGGUCUUAGUUUUUAAAUUGAUAUAAAAAACUCAGCAGUGGUUUUAUUUUCUACUCUACUUAGGGUUUAGGAAACACAACCACUAGUUAUCAUUUAAUCAACUUCAAUGGUCUACUGAAACAAAAAUGGUAACUUUUCAUUAGUGGAUUAUUUAGAGUUACAGUAGUCGUUUCCAGAAAACACUUCCUCACAAUUAUACUUCCCAAUCAAAUCAUGUGAUCAUACAGUUAUUCCCAUGAAAGGCAGAAUGUUUGUUUCAAAAUUAAUCUAGUUUUCUGUACAUUUAAAUUUGAGAAGGUGACAACUGGCUCUUUUCCAGUCUUCCUUCAUGUCAGUUUUCUGAUAGACCACUAUUGGCAAACAGUAUCUGUCAACUACCAAAUGUGUAAAAUUUUCUGUAUUUCACUUUGUCUUAUUUGUAAAUAGUGAACUAAAACUUUUGGCAGAUCAGCAACAUUUGCUGAGCCUGUUUUUUAAGCUAAUGUGUAUUCUUACUAAUGUUCCUAUCAAGAAUGGAUUUGUAAUAUAUGCUGUCUAUUUCUAAUGUUCACAUUCAUAUUUUGAGGUUCUAUCUUAUUUUAAUAGAGAACAGACUUCUCAAAAAAUCUUCAGAAGCAGCUUAUUAUUGAAAUAUCGAAAUAUUGAAAUAAACCCGGUGGGGUUAGAUUACUCAUCUGUCCACCAAGUGGGACAUUUGCAUGGACUGGGGGCUUAAAGGACUUAGAAGAGACCUGUAAGUAAAUCCUGAAAAUGAGCCAAUCCCCACUUGAAUGGUUACUGGAGUAAACCCACCUUUACCACCCCAAUUACAGCACCCGAGGCCGAUAAACCAACUUGGCUCUGGUUCAUUUUUCUUUUCUUCAUUUGUGAUGCUCAGAUUCAAAAUGUGUGUUCUACACUGUUACAGGCUUCUCUUUUGUUUGGUUAAAGAUUUUAGUCCUACUUUUGUAUGGACACAUUAGAAUAUUCAGAGACCAAAAUAGAAGAAUAUGCCGUUAGAUAUUUUUCAGAAGUCAGCAGAUUUGUGGCAAAUCAUUUAUUUGCCUUUUUAAAAAUUCAGUUUAAGCAGUUCAGAGAGUAGACUACUCAGAAAAUUAUUUCACGUAAUUGUCUAAGAGGUCAAUAUUUUUUAGUGCAUAUUGAAUCAAAUAAAGUGCUCUAAAGAAAUUAUUAUACAAAUUCCUUUGGGUUGUUUUUCUUUUCUUAACAAGGGGUGGGGGUAAACAGGAAUAUGAUUUAGGCUUUCUGGUUGUGUAUUUAAGGAGUAUUGAUUUUAUUAUUGCUGUUGAUUUACUUUAUUCCUGGCUUCCUUUUCACUUUUCUUUCAAUUUUUUAAAAAUAAUUUAAGCCUUUGAAAAUAUACCAAACUGUUGAAACAUUUUACUCAAAUUUUAAAUUCCUAAAAAAGUUUUUUAAUAAGAGGGAGAAAAUUAUUUAAAAAUACUUAUGCUUAUGCCAAUUUCCCUCUUUUUUCACAAAAUCCAUGAUUUCAGUUUGUAAGUAGACAUAUAUCUAAGGGCACAUUUUUGGAAAGUGAGGAAUAGCAGCAGUAUAACUUCAUUUUGUCAGGCCUUUGAAUUUUAAUAUUUUGUAUUGCUCUUCAAAUGGAUCCUUUUAAAAAAAUUGUAGAUAAUGAGUCAUAAAUAGAUUCUGCCAGCUGAGGGGAGAAACACAUUUUAAGUAAAUAUUUUUCAGUAUUUGGGGCCUUAAAAAAUAAUUGUGUUCCCUUAAAAUUACAUGUUAGAUAGAGUUUUUGGGUUUUUUUUGGUUUUAAGAUUGGUUAAAGCAAUUUAAAAGCCACUUUUUUGUCAACAUUUAAUAGCCUCCACUUCUGUUAAGAUAAUUUAUACUGCUGAGGGAUUACUAUUAAUAGCUAUCAACAUGCCACCAUUAAAUUAAGGUAUUCACUUUAGAUUUUUUAUUAAAGCUUUUUUCUUGCACACUGAUCAUUGUGUUUCUAAGCUGAUUUUUUCAGCUCUAAUAUACCUAUGGUUAAAAAGUAUAAAAACUUAAAUUGAUAUUUAGAUAUAUGUUUUCCUAUUAGUUUAUGUUUUAAAAAGACAAAAUUGAAUAUCUGUCAGUCCCUGAAGGCAGUUUGUUUUUAUACUCUCUCACAUUUGUAUUUGUUGUUUAAAUGGCAGUAUUUUAGAAAAUUUGGAGAAAAGUCCACAUAAUAAUGUUUUCUUGAAAGCUUUUAAAGUUUUUGCUGUACUUCAAUUUACUUCUUCCUUCAGAAAACUAAGAACAAAGUGUUGCUCAGUCUGUUCUGCUGACCUAAAUUUGUGUUUUCAGCACUUGGCUCAGCCAAUUCACUGAGUGAAGGAAUUGCUUUAUAAGGCAAAGCAUGUGAAAGUUCUAAAGUAUGGUUAGAUUGUAGGUCGUGCUCUAUAUGGAAACAUCAAACCAUUACUACAGAGAAAUGAUAAGGCAUUGGAUCCACUAUUGAAAUUAUUAUUUUUAGAUCAACAAGUUGGUACUUUCUGACUUCUGUAUCUUAACAUAAGGGAUUUUAGGUAAUGCUAAGUCAGUUGUCUCAUUUUUUGUGAUAACAAGUUUUGGAAUUUUUAGUUAAUUGAAAUAAAUAAUGCUUUUAAAUAGAAGUAAAAGGUUUAUAAGUGUGCAAAUUGUAGAUUUAUCAAUUACCUCAGCAGGUAUCCUGCCAUGUAAUUAUUAGUGAUUAGUGUUAAUAAGAUAAUAGAUUCAGGUCUUCCAACUAUGCCCUUGGAUUGUGGCCUACUGUAUGUUAUUAAAUGGUCUCUUACUAUCCAAAAUGGGAGUAGAUGCUGUGGCCCCAUCUCCCUUGGCUUUUACGUCCCAUACCCACCCCCAUUCAUGUACAACAUGUGAAAUAUAAAAAUCUCAUUUCUUGUCAAAAUCAGCACUACUUAUUUGCAUACUCAGCAUCUGAUCAGUGAGUAGUUUUAUAAAAAAUCCACGCACCCAAUUCCCUUAGUUAAAACAGAUUCUUAAUUCAUACCAUGAAUUCUUAAUUUCUGUACCAUCUGUGUUAAUGAUCUGCUGAAGGUGACUCAAGAUUUUCAAGGUGUAAUACAGUUGGAUCAUGUACCGGACCUGGAUAUUUAGUUUUUUUUUCCUCACAGUUAAUCUCCUCCUUGAUAAAGCAAUAACACUGCUUUGAGUCUGUUGCCUAAUAGCAUGUCAGAAUCCUCUCCUGGAUGGUGAUUUUAUAGGAAAGUUUGUAUGCAUAUCACCCAGUCUAUCUUUUAAAAAUUAAGAAAUUUAAAUGUAUGCUGGAAGUAAUGACAAUAUAUUGUGGCAUUUUAUUUUAAAAAUUGGGGAAAGUUGCAUAUUUUUUUAAAAGUAAGUGUUUGAGUAAAAAAAUUGAAGGUACUUUUUUAAGGAAAAAAAUUUAUAUGCCACAGUUUACAUAGACAUUUCAGAUUCAACACGUACUCUUGAAUAUAAUGGUUUCUUUUACUUGAUCAAAAUGCAUGUAUAGCAUUUCUUUCAUCUUAGUUCCUUGUGUUUGCCUAUGUGGUCCUUUAUAUAUUUUUUGUUGUAUCGGAGAAACAAAACUAUCUUCAAAAAUAAGUUAAUUUGGAUAUAUUUGUCAUAUCAAACUACAAAAUGUACAAAGUUAAGUUUAGCCCUUUUCUAGAAAGUGAUCUUUAAAAUUAAAAACGCUCCUCUUUUAAAUUCACCAAAUUUACAUGUGUGGGAAGGCACCAAAAUGAUUUUGUAAGUGCCACUGCAAUAUUCCCUUUCAAGUGUGGCCUAAAUUUUAAUCUGAAGGAUGGAAUGCAUGUCUGCUCCUGGUUCUGAAAAAUGUAGGUAGGCAUCUACUACAUUUUAAAACACAGUGAAAUAUAUACAUAAGCCUAUAAAAAAAGAUUUGUGCAAUUUGAAAGCCUGUUAAUUUUUUAUGUAGACAUACCUACACACGAAAGGGUUAAAUUCACAGCCUUACUAGUUCCUUGCUUCCAGUAUUUCAAUGGUCUCCUCCCCUCAUUAUUAUUAUUACUACUAGUACUAUUAUUUUUGCACAUAGUUAACUGCCCUUCAAUAUGAUUCUUAAAAAGUGCUGUUUCUGUGGUAUCGUAUUCUCUAAAUAAUCAUAUUUAAUUUUUUAAAACAAGGUUGCAGUUUCUAAUUGUUUCGUUCCUGUGUUUUUGCUGGUGUGUAAUAAAAGCAAGUUUUUUCUUUUCAUGGUUAUUUAAUACAUUAGCUGCCUGUAAAUAAUUCUUGUUAUAAUGCUCUGGAAUGUGUUGUAGAAGUUGUAUUAGAUUAGUUUUAAACCCUUGUUUGAAAGCCACAUUGUUUUGGUUAUUUCUAUUAAAUUAGAAAAUUGAAAAAGUU
This is a messenger RNA of Pongo pygmaeus (Bornean orangutan), 8469 nucleotides long. RefSeq names its product tripartite motif containing 33 (gene TRIM33). NCBI's taxonomy places the organism in Eukaryota, Metazoa, Chordata, Mammalia, Primates, Hominidae. Gene Ontology annotation, molecular function: zinc ion binding; protein binding. The transcript is spliced from 22 exons. The record is from RefSeq and is a predicted model, not a curated record. Bases 46 to 3600 code for a protein of 1184 amino acids. Gene Ontology annotation, cellular component: chromatin.